Aplysia californica (California sea hare) is the source of this 964-nucleotide messenger RNA. RefSeq names its product cysteine-rich secretory protein 2. Lineage: Eukaryota; Metazoa; Mollusca; Gastropoda; Aplysiida; Aplysiidae. The record is from RefSeq and is a predicted model, not a curated record. Gene Ontology annotation, cellular component: extracellular region.
ACGGUCUUGGAAGCUAGAUUAAGGGAUGAUGUAGUCGACAGACUGCGAUCGGGGCGUUUUUAUUAAUGUGGUUAUCAGCACACCUUACUUCAUAGACUGCGUGGCCGGUUCAUUUGAAACUUCUGCUAAGCACCGAGUAAAGCUCCUAUAAAAAUGAUAGGCGCAAGGAAAUGGUGACGUCAGAAGUCCUUAGACUACAAAACGCGAUGCAGUCGUGAUAGAAAGAGCGGGCAGAAUUCUUUAGAACAUUGUUCCAUCUGAAUAUUAAACUAGGCUGAAGUGAAGCAGUGAAGUGCACAUAAACGUCAAAAUUUUCCCUUCAUUUUGUUGAAAAAUGGCAGUUUCAGCACACUUGACUUCUAUUUUGAGAGGAUAUCACAUCUUCUUUGUGAUUUUGACUGUUUAUUUUGCAGACACAAUGGCUGCAGACUGCCAUCCAAAAUUCAAACGAUUUCCGGGCCACACUGCAUGUUUGGACAAAUCCCCUUUGGCGAAUUCAGUUGGGGUAAACGCAAGUGUGAAGCAACAAAUUGUGACCAUGCAUAACCAUUUAAGAGCUGGAGUUACUCCACCUGCAACAAACAUGUUGAAAAUGACGUGGGACGAUGAGCUAGCUAUGCUGGCCCAGAAGUGGACGGACGCCUGCAGCAAAGAGAGUGGCAGGUUCCACCAUGACAGUGUCAGGGACAUACCAGGCCGGUUCCCUGUGGGUCAAAAUCUGAUGUCUGGAGGAGACAGUUUUGUCGUUGCAAUUAAUGCCUGGUAUGACGAACACAAGAAUUACGUCUUCAAUAGGACAGUCGAUCAUUUUGGCCCAGUGAUGAUUGGACAUUAUACACAGUUAAUUGCACAGGUGGUGGCAAAGACACGUGGUAUUGUGGCACCGACCCGAAUUACCUACUGAGCAACUGUGACGCACCUUUCGUCUCCUCUGCCUGCCCUUUCCAGUGCAACUUAUGUCCCU